Molecule: messenger RNA, 1071 nt
Organism: Striga asiatica
Lineage: Eukaryota; Viridiplantae; Streptophyta; Magnoliopsida; Lamiales; Orobanchaceae
Source: the annotation of a GenBank genome assembly
GUCUGCUUUAAUUGCCAUAAUACCUACGAAAUAUACAUAUAUUUUUAUAUAAUAUACCGUGUGCGAUUAUCGGAAGGGGAAAUCGGCUUUUCUUCUAACACCUUCCGAAUCAAAAUGUCCGUGCUGAAUCAGCUCUUCAACAGAGGACUUUUGGGAACAAAAUGUAAAACAUGCCUAACAUUGGCAAUCUCGCGAAUCAAGUUGUUGCAAAACAAGAGAGAUGUGCAGCUAAAGCUAAUGAGGAAGGAAAUAGCAGAAUUUCUACAGGCCGGCCAAGAAGCCAUCGCUCGAAUUAGAGUGGAGCAUGUUAUUCGGGAACAGAACACUUGGGAGGCUUACGAGAUAUUGGAAUUGUUCUGCGAAUUUGUUCUUGCUCGUGUACCUAUUCUCGAAAGCCAGAGGGAAUGUCCUACGGAGUUGAGGGAAGCUGUGGCAAGCAUAAUAUUUUCGGCUCCAAGAUGUUCGGAUUUACCGGAUCUAUUAAUCGUUAAGAAUUUAUUUGCAUCGAAAUAUGGGAAAGAGUUCAUAGCUGCUGCUUCCGAGCUUCGUCCCGAUACCAGUGUCAACCGUACAAUCAUUGAAAAACUCUCAGUGAGUGCUCCACCUGUGCAUUUGAAGCUGAAAGUAUUGAAGGAAAUCGCGCUUGAAUGUAACAUCAAUUGGGAUUCAUCCGCAACAGAAGCAGAAUUCAGCAAGAAACCCGAAGAUCUUCUGAAUGGGCCAAAACAAAUAGCCGCACAAUCUCAUGCUCAUUCCAGACCGAAAACCGAGCAUAAUACUUUCUCCAAACAGCUUUCUGAGCCUUCUUCCAAAACUAAACAAGGGGAUGUCAACUUUUCUGGUCCUCACACAAUUGAGCCGUUGGCCCGAAAACAGCAUUUGCACUCAAUAACUCAGGUAAGUUCAAAACCAUCAGAUGUUCUUGAAAGGGCCCAAGCUGCUAUUGCUGCAGCUGAACGUGCAUCAGCCGCUGCCCGUGCAGCUGCUCGAUAUAUUCCACUUAUCGUGCCUCUCUUGCCGCUCAGGAGCAUGGGGUACGGAGUGUUUGGAACCGCUUUGAGAAUCAAAUAG